This is a messenger RNA of Manihot esculenta (cassava), 2410 nucleotides long. Its product is annotated as E3 ubiquitin-protein ligase KEG. The record is from RefSeq and is a predicted model, not a curated record. The transcript is spliced from 6 exons. Gene Ontology annotation, biological process: protein phosphorylation. The coding region runs from base 302 to 2197 and encodes 631 amino acids. Lineage: Eukaryota; Viridiplantae; Streptophyta; Magnoliopsida; Malpighiales; Euphorbiaceae. Gene Ontology annotation, molecular function: ATP binding; protein kinase activity.
UCAACUUGAUUUUUAGUUCAAGGUUUUUUAUUUAAUUUUCACGAGUCCGGGUGUUUGUAGUCUAAUUUCAUCUUAAUGAAAUAUGCAUUUCUGAUUAAACAAAUUGUAAAAAAUGGGGCCCAUCCAUUGAUGAUACCCGAGUGUCUGUCUCUCUCUCUGAUUGGGAUUCCUUCAAAUUCCAAAAACAGACACUUUCUUCUUCAACUUCCCUUGCUCUUUAAUUUUAUAUCGUUAAUCGAUAUUACAGACUAAGAGACUUUCAAUUUCUUUCUCUGUUUUGCUCGUCCACUGUUUCUAAGUAAUGGCUGGAAAAGUUGUUGCUGCUCAACCCCAUCCACCUUUUGAGUAUGAGCUUUUUGAAGGUGAUUCUGAACACCUUAUAACUGCUGUAGCCUCAUCAAACCACUCAACUCCUUGGAUUGACCCGGCAAAAUUGAAACUCAGACACAGAAUUGGGAGGGGUCCUUUCGGUGAUCUCUGGUUAGCCACUCAUCACCAAAUGACCGAAGACUAUGAUGAGUACCAUGAAGUGGCUGUCAAGAUGUUACAACCAGUGCAGGAGGAAAAUGUAAAGGCUUUGUUGGAUAAGUUUGACAAUUUAUUUUUGAAGUGUAGAGGAAUAGAUGGUGUGUGUUUUCUGUAUGGAUUUUCAAUUAUAACAGGCAAGAUAUGCAUUGUUAUGAAGUUCUAUGAGGGAUCAAUUGGUGACAAAAUGGCUCGCAUUAAAGGAGGGAAGCUAUCAUUAGCUGAUGUUUUGAGGUAUGGGAUUCAGUUGGCUCAGGGAAUUUUAGAAUUGCAUGCGAAAGGAAUCCGAGUUCUUAACCUUAAACCUUCCAAUUUCCUUCUUGACAAAAAUGGUCAAGCAAUUCUUGGAGAAGUUGGUAUUCCUUACCUACUGCUUGGAAUUCCAUUGCCAAGCCCAGAUGUGUCUCCCAAGCUUGGAACCCCAAACUAUAUGGCUCCAGAACAAUGGCAGCCCGAAGUAAGGGGUCCAUUAUCCUUGGAGGCUGACUCAUGGGGAUUUGCAUGCAGCAUUCUGGAGAUUUUGACUGGUGUUCAGCCUUGGUGUGGGAGAGGAGUUGAAGAAAUUUAUGACUCAGUUGUUAGGAAACAAGAGAAACCACUCAUUCCAGAAGGCCUCCCUCCUUCAGUUGAAAAUGUCCUUCAUGGUUGUUUUGACUAUGACUUCAGAAAUCGACCCUUGAUGACAGACAUUUUACAUGUUUUUAAAAGCUCGCAUAAUGCAAUUUAUUGUGAUGGAGGCUGGACAGGACUUGGGAGUGUAACAACCUCCGACAAAUCAAGCGGCAAUGGUUAUUCGGAGUGGUUUCUUUUGAAGGAUCAUCUGCAAGUGGGAGACAUGGUGCGGUCCAGAAAGCCGCCAAAUGCAUGCAAGUCGAAAAAUAUGGAUGUCCCAGAAGCGAUAGUAGUGGGCCUAGAACGUGAUACAGAUCAAGAUGGUUUUGUUUUGGUGAGAAUACACGGUAUCCAUGACCCAUUAAGAGUUCCCAUUUCAACUCUGGAGCGGGUCACUUUUGGCUUGGCAGCUGGUGAUUGGGUACGCUUGAAGGAGGAUGACAAAAAGCACUCACCAGUGGGUUUGCUUCAUUCCAUCGAUCGUGAUGGAAGUGUGGCUGUCGGAUUUAUAGGAUUGGAAACCUUUUGGAAAGGCGAUUCUUCUGAACUUCAGAUGGCAGAAUCCUUUUUUGUGGGUCAAUUUGUUAGGUUGAAAGCUAAUGUUCUCAGCCCUCGUUUUGAAUGGCCUCGUAAGAGGCUAGGGGCCUGGGCAACCGGGAAGAUUUGGCAGAUUCUACCAAAUGGAUGCCUCAUUGUCAAGUUCCCAGGAAGAUUAACUUUUGGAGAUGAAUGUAGCACUUCCUUGGCUGAUCCAGCUGAAGUGGAAGUAGUUUCUUUCAAAACUUGCCCUGGAAUGGUUAAAAAAUAUCAACAUCUUGAAGACUUUCACUGGGGUGUAAGACCACUUCUGAUUGCAGUGGGCGUCUUCACUGCUAUAAAAGUAGGAGUUUUAGCGGGGAAGAAAAUGGGAAGGUCGAAAGCGAAGAAGCUACAUAGCAGCGUGCCGCUAAAUGAUGGUCAACGUGUGGAUGGCCAGAGUAGUGGCAAUAGCAGCAACCAAGUAUGGUUUCCGCCAUCUGUGGCAAAUAUCCUCGGUGUUAGCGCUGGUUCUGCCCGGUAAUUAAGCUUCCUUGCAAGUUUCUAUCUGGUAGCUAAUUAUGCUAAUGUAAGGCAUUUGGCUAACUGUUUCUGCUAAAUUGUGGUGGGAGCUGGUUCUACACUUAAAUUAGUCCUUCACAUUCUGCAUGCUUGGCAGUUGACAAGUAUAGUGUGGAGUUACUUGUAUGUAUGUGCAUAGCCUUUGCUUUUAAAUAUAUGAAUCUAUUUCACUCAA